Formica exsecta is the source of this 3416-nucleotide messenger RNA. RefSeq names its product AP-2 complex subunit alpha (gene AP-2alpha). The record is from RefSeq and is a predicted model, not a curated record. Lineage: Eukaryota; Metazoa; Arthropoda; Insecta; Hymenoptera; Formicidae. The transcript has 14 exons. Gene Ontology annotation, biological process: intracellular protein transport; clathrin-dependent endocytosis. Gene Ontology annotation, cellular component: membrane coat; AP-2 adaptor complex. Bases 166 to 2985 code for a protein of 939 amino acids. Gene Ontology annotation, molecular function: clathrin-cargo adaptor activity.
CCCGUCGUCCGUCAGAGCCAGUCGACGGUUGCAAAUGGCGACAGCCACGAAGUCUCUGGCACGGGUCCGCGAAUAGCUCCACGCCUACCGUGCGCCCCGCGACCGAGCCGUGCGCGAACGCACAACCCCCAGCCCAGACCGGUAGUUUUAAGCAAACGAGGCAGAAUGCCGGCCGUCAGAGGAGAUGGUAUGCGUGGAUUGGCGGUGUUCAUAUCGGAUAUCAGAAAUUGUAAAAGUAAAGAGGCAGAGAUUAAAAGAAUUAAUAAGGAAUUAGCAAACAUUCGCAGUAAGUUUAAAGGAGAUAAAACACUUGACGGAUACCAGAAAAAGAAAUAUGUUUGCAAGCUGCUGUUCAUUUUCCUUCUUGGUCAUGAUAUCGACUUUGGACAUAUGGAAGCUGUCAAUUUACUUUCAUCAAAUAAAUAUUCGGAAAAACAAAUUGGUUACCUUUUCAUAUCAGUCUUGGUGAAUACCAACAGUGAUUUGAUCAAAUUAAUUAUACAAAGCAUAAAAAAUGAUCUUGGCUCGCGUAAUCCAAUUCACGUCAAUUUGGCGUUGCAAUGUAUUGCCAAUAUUGGUAGCAAGGAAAUGGCGGAAGCCUUUGGCAAUGAAAUUCCAAAACUGCUUGUCUCAGGAGAUACUAUGGACGUUGUGAAACAAAGUGCUGCAUUAUGCCUGUUACGGUUACUACGCACCGCGCCCGAUGUCGUACCUGGUGGUGAAUGGACGUCGCGCAUAGUUCAUCUGUUAAAUGAUCAACAUCUGGGUGUUGUAACGGCCGCGGCAUCGCUCAUAGAUGCUCUUGUAAAAAGAAAUCCAGAUGAAUACAAAGGCUGUGUUAGUCUCGCAGUUUCAAGAUUAAGUAGAAUUGUCACAUCAAGUUAUACAGAUCUACAGGAUUACACAUAUUACUUUGUACCAGCCCCAUGGUUAUCUGUCAAAUUACUACGCUUGUUGCAAAACUAUACACCACCAGCUGAAGAUCCAGGUGUGAGGGGCAGAUUAAACGAGUGUCUAGAAACAAUAUUAAACAAAGCUCAAGAACCACCAAAGUCGAAGAAAGUCCAGCAUUCAAAUGCGAAAAAUGCUGUACUCUUUGAGGCCAUUAGUUUAAUUAUUCACAACGACAGUGAGCCGAAUCUUUUAGUACGGGCGUGCAACCAACUCGGACAAUUUUUAUCGAAUCGCGAGACUAAUUUGCGAUAUUUGGCACUCGAGUCUAUGUGCCAUUUGGCUACCUCGGAAUUCUCGCAUGAAGCUGUAAAGAAACAUCAAGAAGUUGUCAUAUUGUCGAUGAAAAUGGAAAAAGAUGUUUCCGUGAGACAACAGGCGGUAGAUCUAUUGUAUGCCAUGUGUGAUAAAAGUAAUGCCGAAGAAAUAGUUCAGGAAAUGCUAAAUUAUUUGGAAACGGCCGACUAUUCAAUUAGAGAGGAGAUGGUCCUUAAGGUAGCAAUUCUAGCCGAAAAAUACGCGACUGAUUACACUUGGUACGUCGAUGUUAUUCUAAACUUAAUUAGGAUAGCAGGCGAUUAUGUCUCCGAAGAAGUUUGGUAUCGUGUUAUUCAAAUCGUUAUCAAUCGAGAUGAUGUUCAGGGUUAUGCUGCGAAGACCGUCUUCGAGGCAUUACAAGCGCCAGCUUGUCACGAAAAUAUGGUUAAAGUCGGCGGUUACAUACUUGGAGAAUUCGGUAAUCUCAUUGCUGGUGACUUGCGGUCUUCUCCAGCUGUCCAGUUCCAGCUCUUACAUUCCAAAUAUCAUUUGUGCUCUCCUAUGACCCGAGCAUUACUGCUUUCGACAUACAUAAAGUUCGUCAAUCUGUUCCCUGAGAUUCGAAGCCAGAUUCAAGAUGUCUUCAGGCAGCAUAGUAAUCUACGUAGUGCAGAUGCUGAAUUGCAACAGCGAGCAUCGGAAUAUUUACAAUUGAGCAUCAUUGCCUCAACUGAUGUUUUGGCUACUGUGCUGGAAGAAAUGCCGGCAUUCCCCGAGAGGGAAUCCUCCAUUCUUGCGGUUUUAAAGAAGAAAAAACCGGGUCGAGUACCGGAGAAUGAAAUUAGAGAAAGCAAGAGCCCAGCACCGAACACUAAUCACCACACUGAAGCUCCUACUACUGUUACUGUCGCAGCAGUUAACAAUUCCUCCGCCGAUCUACUAGGACUGUCAACCCCACCUUCCUCUCAACCGUCUAGUAACACAGGCGUACUACUUGAUGUUUUGGGGGAUAUCUACAAUAUGCCAAAUAAAGUCGGUGCUACCAAUGGUACCCAAAAUACAUACAAUCCUAAGAAGUUUGUUUGUAAGAAUAAUGGUGUCUUAUUCGAGAGCGAUUUGAUACAAAUCGGUGUAAAAUCAGAAUUUAGGCAAAAUCUUGGGCGCAUAGGCCUUUUCUAUGGAAACAAAACACAGUACGCAUUACACAGUUUUCAGCCACAGCUAUCUUGGACAGAUGAGAAUCAAGCAAAAUUAGCCGUACAAGUAAAACCUGUUGAUCCUAUAUUGGAGGCUGGCGCUCAGAUCCAGCAAAUGAUCAAUGCAGAAUGCAUCGAUGACUUUAAUGAUGCGCCGAGCAUGAUUAUCUCUUUCAUUUAUAAUAACGUGCCACAAAAAAUCACAAUGAAGUUACCAUUAACAAUUAACAAGUUUUUCGAACCGACGGAGAUGAAUGGGGAAUCAUUCUUCGCAAGAUGGAAAAAUCUUGGCGGGGCGAAUCAACAACGAUCGCAAAAGAUUUUCAAAGCGCAGCAACCGAUGGAUUUAGCACAAGUACGUACAAAAUUACAAGGUUUUGGAAUGCAGUUGCUUGACGGUAUCGACCCGAAUCCUGAUAACUUUGUCUGCGCCGGUAUCGUUCAUAUGAGAGCGCAGCAAGUGGGUUGCCUGUUGCGUCUUGAGCCUAAUAAGCAAGCCCAGAUGUUUCGUUUAACAGUACGUUCAAGUAAAGAAUCAAUGUCGGUAGAGAUCUGUGACCUGCUGGUGGACCAAUUUUAAACGGCCUAGCAGGCGUAAAUGUCAUCGAGAAAUUAGUACUGUGUCGUGAGAGGACAUAUCAUUAUCGAAAGAGGAUGUCAUUCUCGCGCAUCGUUUAAAAAGAUACUGAUGACUAUUUAUUAAGACACAUUUGCGUUGUACCCAAGCUUACACUCAUAACGCUCUUGUAUGAAAUCUAUAUCUUUGUGUAGGUAGUUUUGUGUCACUAUAUAUUGUUUUAUCGAAGAGACAUAUAUCUCAAUCAGAAUUAUCGAAAUCAGUCACGUACAGAAAGAAAAAACAACAUAUAUAUAAGCUGGCUAUGAUAAACAGUAUUAUCUCAUAAUUGAAGAUAUGUGUAGAUUUGUUUUAUAUGGAUCUAUACCUUAUAUUACAAUCUAUACAAUUUAUGCAAAUGAAAUGAGAAAAAGUGAAACAGAGAAGAAAAAAAA